CUCUUCUCUCCCUCCCUAGAGGAAAGACACACUCAACUCACGAUAGAAAAAGUACAAAAGGUCCACGAUAACGCUAAUAUGACCAAUGGAUCAGUAGAUGGAACUACCGGGCUCGAGCCGCAGUUUGCGUCGCUCGGCGUUAAUGGAACGAGAUCGGCUUAUGUUCCCCCACACAUGAGACAGCAGCGGGCUGCUCCUGCCAUGUCCAACGGAGGAGGCAACUGGAGUGACCCCCAACCACCCCCUCAUUUCACUUCUCCUCGUGCUGCCCCCAACGACAGACCUCGCGGCGGUGGAGGCGGGUCCUUCAGCCCCGCUUUUAGCGGUGGACGCUCCCGCGAUGACUGGGGCGCCGGUGGUGCCGCCGGUGGCCGUGCCGCCUCGUGGUCCAAGGGACCCAGCGAGGGUGGCGGAAACAAAGAAGCAACCGGUUUCGGCUCCUGGCGCGAUGGCAAGCACAUCGUUGGCCAGCGCAGCCCACGCAUGGAGAAGGAGCUCUACGGCGACCCGGACGACCCCUCGAAACAACACACGGGUAUCAACUUCGAGAAAUACGAUGAUAUUCCUGUCGAGGCUACCGGUGCUGGUGUCCCCGACCCUGUCACCGCAUUCACCAACCCCCCUCUCGACCCCGUUCUCCUCGAGAACAUUAGCUUCGCCAUGUAUACCACCCCCACUCCCGUGCAGAAAUACUCUAUUCCUAUUGUUGCAGCUAAUCGCGACCUCAUGGCUUGUGCGCAGACCGGCUCCGGCAAGACGGGUGGCUUCUUGUUCCCCAUUUUCUCCGCUUCCUUCGCUUCGGGACCGCGCCCACCUCCGGCCGAGACGCCCAUGGGCUACUCGAGCCGUGGCCGCAAGGCCUACCCUACAGCCCUGAUCCUUGCCCCUACACGUGAGCUCGUCAGCCAGAUUCACGACGAGGCUCGCAAGUUUGCGUACCGCUCCUGGGUUCGUCCCGCCGUCGUCUAUGGUGGUGCCGACAUUGGUCAGCAGCUCCGCCAGAUCGAGCGUGGAUGCGAUCUUCUCACCGCCACUCCCGGUCGUCUCGUCGAUCUCAUUGAGCGCGGUCGCAUCAGCCUUGCCAACAUCAAGUACCUCGUCCUCGACGAGGCUGACCGCAUGUUGGACAUGGGUUUCGAGCCCCAGAUCCGUCGCAUUGUGCAGGGCGAGGACAUGCCCGGCACCCAGGAACGCCAGACGCUCAUGUUCAGUGCCACCUUCCCCCGCGACAUUCAGAUGCUCGCCCGUGACUUCUUGAAGGACUACAUCUUCCUCUCCGUCGGUCGUGUCGGCUCCACUUCUGAGAACAUCACCCAGAAGAUCGAGUAUGUUGAGGACAACGACAAGCGUUCCGUCCUUCUCGAUAUUCUUGCCAGCGAUCUCUCCGGGCUUACCCUGGUCUUUGUUGAGACGAAGCGCAUGGCGGACAUGCUCAGCGACUUCCUGAUGUCCAACCGCAUCGCUGCCACUAGCAUCCACGGAGACCGCACCCAGCGCGAGCGCGAGUUGGCUCUUCAGACGUUCAGAACUGGCCGCACGCCUGUCCUCGUCGCCACCGCCGUCGCUGCCCGUGGUCUCGAUAUCCCCAACGUGACCCACGUCGUCAACUAUGAUCUCCCCUCCGACAUUGACGAUUAUGUGCAUCGCAUUGGUCGUACCGGUCGUGCUGGUAACACGGGUGUCGCUACCGCUUUCUGGAACCGCGGCAACAAGAACAUUGUCCGCGACCUCAUCGAGCUCCUGCGCGAGGCGAACCAGGAGCUCCCCGCCUGGCUCGAGACUGCCGCGCAGGAGGCCACUUUCGGUUCUAGCUUCCGUGGCCGCGGUGGUGGCCGGGGCGGAGGACGUGGCGCUCGUGGUGGAAACCGCGACGUCCGCCAGGGUGGAGGCUUUGGCGGCGGCGGACACAGCAGCGGAGGCUACGGUGGCGGCGGAGGUGGAUACGGCGGCGGUCGCAGCAACGGGUUUGGCGGUGGUCCCAGCUAUGGCGGCGGUGGAGGUGGUGGAUUCGGCGCUGGCGGAGGCAACACUGGCUGGUGGUAAACAUCUCAAUGUUUCCUUGACUCUCAAGAUUCCUCGAAGGAUCAAGACGCUGGCCUCGUCUCUCUAGACAACCAGGCUGGGCCGGCAUCCAAGACUGUUCUGUUUUCUCUCUAUGUUCUCCUGUUUCAUCUCGCUGCACUCAACACGGACUUAUCAAUGCGCUGCUCUACACUCAUCCCCCUCCCCUUCCUCCUAUUUCUCCAUCUUCCAUCUGUCUCAAUCGCCACUCGUCAUGCAAUCUGUUCAGUUUUGUCUCGUCUCGCAACAUCCCAUCCAUCCAUCUCCGCGCAUCGUACAUAUCGCAGCGUCUGCUCAUUGUUCAACAAAUCAACCUUGUUAUCCCAUCCCAUCGGCAUUCGGCAUUCAACAACUACAACUACACUGCUCAUCUGAUGCAUACCACCCAUCGCCUGACUUACGAUAUUUUAUCGGCUAAUUUCCUAAUCGCUUGCAUUCGAUGAUCAUGAUGAUAGAUAUAGAAGUACGGCGCGGCCGCUGGUUGAGGUUGUUUUAUUUCUCUUUGAGCAGAGCGACACCCCACUUCAUUUUGUUCCAUUGCGAUUCUCGCCCUUUUUUCUCUUUCGAACGCCUGUAUAUUUUCUUCGUUCUUUUAUCUUCCUCGUCACGAUUUGGUUUUUUUAUUAUUCCUGUUGCUGCUUCAGCAUCGGUGCAGAACGGGUGCAUGCAGGUCGUCGUCUCGCGAUACCCUCUUUCGCAUUCCGCCCACAAUUCCCCUGUGUUUUGAUGGUUUCAUGUGUAUCCUCCACCAGCACCAUUUUACUGAAGCAAGUACGAUACGAGACAAGAUUAGUUUACUGCAUGGCAUGGUUUCUUCCUUUUUUCUUUCGUUAACUUAGAGGUUAGAGCAUCGCAUCGCAUAACGUAUCACGAGUGUACCUUACCCUAG
Coniophora puteana RWD-64-598 SS2 is the source of this 2950-nucleotide messenger RNA. RefSeq names its product DEAD-domain-containing protein. Bases 79 to 2043 code for a protein of 654 amino acids. The transcript is spliced from 4 exons. Gene Ontology annotation, cellular component: nucleus. The record is from RefSeq and is a predicted model, not a curated record. NCBI's taxonomy places the organism in Eukaryota, Fungi, Basidiomycota, Agaricomycetes, Boletales, Coniophoraceae. Gene Ontology annotation, molecular function: RNA helicase activity; ATP binding; RNA binding.